AUGUCGAAUGUUGUGCCGGCUUCCCCCGCAGUGAUAUCCGAGUGUUACGACGAGCGCUUCAAGGCCUACAAUGCGUCCUGCUACUCGUUCAUCUCCUUCCCGGAAGCGGACUGGAUGACGGCGCAACAGAUUUGCCGGUUGAACGGAGCGCAGCUGGCAUCGAUUUCGACCACCGAUGAGCAGAGGUUCAUCACGUUCAACAUCCGUAACAGCCUGGACUACACGCCCCGGGCUCUGUACUGGGUUGGUGGUGAGCUAACAGACGCCGGCGAGCUAGAAUGGGCCGAUGGAACGAAACUACUGUUUGAGGGUUGGCUUCCCGGUCAGCGACCGGACCCAACACAGCCACCACAAGCUUCCAUGUGCUUAGGUCUGCAGUGGAAAAUAUCUCCCACUCCGAUGAUUUCAUCUGGAUUGCACUGGAGUGCGCAACAGUGCUCGGCCAGGGGAGGCUACGUAUGCAAAAAGCCGCGUCCAACGGCCGACGAAAACAUGGUCAAGAACCAAACCGUCAGUGGAACGGAAGGACGAUUGGAUUCGCCCAAUCCGUAUCCAGCUCACACGGACUACUGGGUCCGAUUGGUGGCUCCGGAAGGCAACCGGAUCAUAAUACAGUUUCAGAUGCUGGAUAUCGAGUUUCAGGAAGAAUGCCUGUACGACUACGUGAGUAUACAGAACUUUCAAAUCGUACCGAAUGCUCCGUUGAACCCAGGGACCAACCCACAACCGAUGGCCAUGUUCUGGGAUGGCCGAACCGAUGGCCUAUUGUCAGCUGACUACUCAAAUGAUCAGCCUUACCGACCACUUUUGACGGGGGACUACAGCUACGACCAGAAGAGCUCCUCUCCGCCAAGACAGGAGAAAUUCUACCGGAAGCGAUCACUUUCGGCAAAUGACGAUAUCCAACAGAAGCUGCAAGACAACAUCAAGCUGCUGGAGAAGAUCAACUCCAAGCUAAAAGAUCGCAAGAAGCGAUUUCUCAGCUCGGACAACUACAAAACGGUGAAGAACAGCUCCCAGAGCAUCACUUUAGAGUCCAAUUCAGCGGUUGAGCCGGUCGUCGAAGAAACAGAUCCUUCCUUUCUACCGUACGUGCGGUGGUGUGGGACGCACGAUGCCAACAUGACGCGCUUCAACUUCAUCUCCAGCGGGAACGAAGCGUUCCUGCGGUUUCAUUCGGACUUUUCCGUAGGCGGAAGAGGCUACACCGCAACCUGGAGCACGGUAGACGUUUCGGGGUGUCCGGUGCAAACGAUAACUUCGCGGGAAGGAACAAUUAGUAGUCCGAACUAUCCGCAUUUUUUGUUGAACAAUCUAGACUGUACGUUUAUCAUUCAGGCUCCGUACGGGAAGAAGGUUUGGUUGGAGUUCACGUCCUUUGACAUUGUGUUGGAUGCGAUAGUUUAUGUGGACAUCUCGGAGGGACCUUUUGAGCCGUUCCGGGACGAGAGUCACGUCAACGAUGGGGUGUUCUUGAGCAAGGGUGAACGGCUGGUGGUGCGACUGAAGACUGGAUCGCUUCCUCGGGGAAAAGGCUUCCAUGCGACUUUCAAGACGUUGAGUUCGGCAGCCGAGCAGAGGUCUAUCCAUCUGGGGAACAGAACCAGUGGGAACAUGUUCUACCUGAACUAUCCUCAAUCGAUGCCGUACGAGAUUGACUUUACGCAGCAUCUGAUAGCGCCGUUGGGAGAUGUGAUACUGCUGGAGCUCCACGGGGUGGGGUUUAGUGAGCAUGGUUGUCACAAAAGUGGAUUUAUCGAGAUCUUCGAUAACUACGCAGACAAGAACGGCACGCUGUGGCAUCUGUGCGAGCUCAACCACCCAAACGCAUCCGUCUCCAAGGCCUAUUCCGCGGAGUACAAGCUCAUCGAGAACAGCCAGGCCAAGCCGGCACCCAUCUACAUCACGUCCUACCUGAACACUCUGCACAUCCGUCAGCGGAACGUCCAGGGAAUGGGCGUCCGACUCAACGCCACCAUCCGUCUGCAGAACGACAUCGGUUACAAGAUGAAGCUCAUCACCAACGAGGACGAGUGGGUCGAAAGCUGUAAACCGAACCCCUGCCAAUACGGGGGCAAAUGCGUCAUGCAGAAAGACGACCGGGGCAUUUGUCAGUGCCGGGGUCACUACACGGGUCGCUUCUGCGGGUUAACGAUGUGCGAACUAGAACCGUGCUACUUCGGCAAAUGUGAAUUAACACAAUCCAGCUUCAAGUGCCACUGCCAGCCCGGUUAUAUGGGCAAACGGUGCGAUGAAAAGCCGAAGCCGUGCGAAGAUAACCCUUGCGAGGGGCGAGGCGAGUGCCAUCCCAAGAACGGAGGCUACUUCUGCCGAUGUCACGCCUGGUGGGAAGGACCCCGCUGCGAAAAACGAAUGAUGCAUAUCCCGUAUAAGCCACUGUCGGAGCGGAUGCUGCAGGAACCGUUUUGGUUGGGCUUGAUUACGGUUUUCGUGGUGUUGGCGGUCAUUGGAUUGGUAUGGUGUGCCAAGCGACACUUCCCGGAGAAGAUUGAGAAGCUGCUCGCCGAUGAAGCUCAUCGGAAUAGACCUGCGAACUUCCCGCCGCACCACCUAAAUACGGCUCUUCGUGAACAGCUGCAAGCAACGGCCGUCGGAACGGUGCCCUCGUCAACGGCCACCACCCCGGCAACGCACCGGACCAUCUUCGGACGUUUGGGUAUUAGAAAACCAUCCAUAUUGAGCCUCAGCAGCCCUCAGCAAGUUGGAGGGGCAACCGCUAGAACAUUUUCAUUAGAUGAUCUAUUACGGCCCCCUCCUCGACGGACACCAUCUCCCCGCAAGAAGCGAAACAACUCAACUCCCACGAAGAAGAACGUCAACGAGAAGAAGCAGAUAUUGCAGCAGUUGGUAUCGCCGGCACCCAAUUCCGCUACCAAGCAAGUCAGCCUGGGCGAGCUGAUCCAGCUGUCCGAGAACCGGCUCAAGGUGCACCACGCCGAAUCGGAGUCGGACCUGAAGGAGACGACCUUUUCCGAGCAUUCGCUGUCCGUGUCGUCGAUGGUGCGUCAAAUUUCCGACCCGAAACUGGAGAAGAAGGUCACCUUUGCCCGGCUGCUCAGCAAGGUUUCGGCCGAGAUGAGCAGCGGGUCUGAGGACCUGGCCAAUGGAACAAAACAUUCUAGCGCUUUAAGUCUUCCGACUGAAGUACCGCAACGCGCAAAUUCCGUACCACCGUCACCAAGCACAAACGAAAUCCGUUCGCCGCACAGCACUUCCUCGAACCAGGGAAGCGAUUCGCUGUCCAGUUCCGAGCUAGCUUUGCAUGACUUCGGCUUGCGGGGUAACCGGCGGGUUCGCCCCAAAGUGUCCAGCGCGGACUCGAUCCUGGCCAUGUUCAAAAACUUUGCGACUUCGAGUGCCGGCAUCAACCUGCCGUCGUCGAUCGUGAUAUCGCCGUCAUCUACCCCGACGGCAUCCAGCCCACAAGAUGACGUGGCUGGCGAUGACGACUCGUCGACUUCGUCCAUCCACACGCCGGUUAGCUUCUCUAGUGGGGCACCCGACUCACCCGUGUUCUACCGGCAGAGUACAAUCGAAGUACCUGUUCUCGAUGCACUUAGCGCUCACAAAACGACGCCUUCGGCCACCACAACCACCACUACACAGCUGCAUCCACCUACAAUUCUGCUGGAGAUUCCCAGCAACGGAAUCAAUAACAAGUGCCUAUCUCCAAUCAGAGAAAUGCCGACGCCCAUCCCAUCACCAGCGUUGACACCGAUCAUGCCGCGACCCCAGCGGAUGCGAUCUCCUCAGAACAUGCAUGAGGAGUCGAUGUCCGUGACGUUCAGCGGAGACUACUCCGGAUACAACAACGCAAAUCCCAACCAAGUCACAAUAGAAAUCAACCACCCCGAAUCGGACACCGAUUCGCCCACUCCUACUAAUCUGUCCUCUCAGAGUGACUCCAACAGCUCGAACGGUUCCAGCCGAAGCCGUAAAACUCCACCUCCUCCGAAGAUCUCCAUUUCAAUCGACGUUCAACCUCCAACGCCCGAAAGAGAACGAGCGGUGCGGCCCCGUGAUCUAGUAAUCCCAGAGCUGAUCAUCCAGCAGCCAAGUCCAACGAAGGAACGAUCCUCGGUGGUGAUGUUCCCAGGGUCGCCGCCUCCCCAAAGGGCCAGCAUAGGAGAAACUAGUUUCCACUUCCCCAACAAACAACAGCAGAAAAGAUUGCUGAAACAAUGGGAGAAACUCGGUUCGUUGGAUCUGCCCUUUGAGCCGCCGAUGAUCACAAUCACGUCCAACAUGAGCGAGCUCGAGUCGGACGCCGACUGCAUGUCGCCGGCCGCCACAGGUAAACCAAACGGUACCAACACCCUAGGCGUGUCCGGUAGUUCCGUAGGAAUGUGCUAUCUCAGUCCAUUUUCAAUGUGUACCCGUGGUGAUCGUGCGCCGUCCGAAAGUAACCUUAGUUCGUCCGGCUACUCUAGUAUGGCUAGUCCCGGUCCCAGUAGGUGCGGAUCUAGCAAUCCUCUCUGUCCAAGCGAGAUGGAAGACCCCGGCACAGGUUCCGGAGGAACGGGCUUCCCUGGGUUGAGCUCCAUGAUGGGAGCAAACAUGCGUCGUCAUACAUCGAUUCUGAAGAAACACAACGAAGCUGCGGGAGGAGCCGGAGGAACGGCAACCGGUGGUAGUUCUGACCGUCACGAAUCUUUCCGGUUAAGGUCCGACUCUGAAACUCUAUCCGAUGAUCCGCUACUUGAGUCGAACGACGAGGGCAUUGGAACAGACCACUUGGAUGAGAAGAUCGAAGAAGGAGAAAUCAAAAGUGCCAAAGAGCUGGAACUCUUCAUCGGCAAGGAGCUGAUCGAAAAUGGGCGAAACAUUCUUAAUCAAACAGAGGUGGCAUCCAUGUCCCAAUUGCAACUACCGUCGAUCGUGAUACAAUCGGAGAGUGGGUUCGACAAGCUAUCGCCGGUUUCGUCGCGCUCCGAGAGCCCCCUGAGCGAUAGAACCGCCAGUAUGGAACGGUUUUCACCACUUUUCUACGGCAAAAAGGAUCAACAGCUGCCAUUCACCGAUUCGGACGGACUGUACGACUUCCCCUCGUCCGACGGCAAAGGCAGCUCGACGAUCCACCAUCGGAAGAGCACCGUCGGUCGAAGGAGAGAACGCCGAAGCUCUCGAUCUGGAGCGACUCUCUCGCCAUCUAAAUCGAACUCUAUACUGCUGGAGAUUCCCAGCGGGAACACUAAGGACAACAACGGCUCUGGUAGCCAUCAUGUCAUGAUGAACUCCCACAGCGUCCCUGGAUCGAAGUUCUCCUGCACUACGCCAACCCGAAAAAGCCCCAAGAGGCGUCCUCUGUAUCGGCAUCCCAUAGCGAGCAGUUCGUCGUCAACCGAAUCGUUGACGUCCACUCGCGAGUACGCUCAAAGAUCCAGCAAAGCGUUCAUGUCCUUCACGAGGGAAACCCACCUGUGCGACUCCGGAGAUGACACCGGCGAGGAUGUGUCUAGCCAAAUACUGCCCAAGGUAACGGUGGAGGACAUCAGUGCUCGACCGCAGAGCAAGAUCGGACGCCUGCGCGCCAUUGGCAACCAGAUUCGCUUCCUCCGCCGACUGGAGCGAUCGAUCCGUCAGAAGGAUCGUCUGAUAGCCGUCUCCGACGAGGACGCUGGUUCAUCGCCCAGAGAUUCACCUCGGGUCACUUCACCACUGCUGAAGAAACCGGACAGUAGUGGGUUGCAGACGAACUCGACCUCAGCGGUUGGUGGACGUAUUGUCGUCGUCGAAGCGCAGCAGCAUCCCCAGCCCCAGCAGCAACAGUUGCUGCUGAUGCCUUCCAGCGCCAUGGGAAUCAAGUCACGGCAGAACUUCAAAAUGUCCCGGCAGAAGCGGGUGGCCGGUAGCCGCGGGGGCUACAACGAUCAAUCCUGGCAGGAGCGGGAUCGGAAAAUGAUCGACGGCGCCGAUGUAAAUAGCGACUAAAUGCGGAAUGUGUGUGUGUGGACCGUGUGAAGUGUGUGCGAAUUGGUGUAAAUAGCUAGGUUAAGUUUAUGUUGAGCGUUCUGCGGCGUCAUGUUUCUUCCAACGUGGGUUAAACAAUGCAAUAACGGUCAGAGUCUCGUGUGUCACCACGAGGGUUACACACGCGGAAGAUUGUAUUGCUCUGGGCUGGAUUGUUGGGCACAAGUUAGUUGGGCGCCGUCCACAAAUUACGUAACGCUCUAGGGGGAGGAGGGGAAUAGGAUCAAGCGCUACGACCCGUACAAAAAUUUUAAAUUUUUCAUACAAAAAGCGCUAUGGAAAAAAGGAAAUCCUAAAGUUGCCAAAGUUACUGUAGGGGUACGCAGUAGUUCCCAGUGUUCAUCAAAGACGUCUUAAGAAACUUGCGUAUACUGGUAGUCCCUCAGAAAUCAUUUAGGAACUCUUGAAGAAUCUUCGACAGAACCCUUGAGAACCCUAUGGAAUUCAAUGAGAACGCUUUGUCGAUCAUAAAGCAAUCCACAGUCAGCGUUGUGUCGUGAUCUAUUUUACACCGCGUAAUUCCCAGGGAAGGAGCUAGUCAACUCUGCUG
This is a messenger RNA of Aedes aegypti (yellow fever mosquito), 6541 nucleotides long. RefSeq lists its product as uncharacterized. Bases 1 to 5952 code for a protein of 1983 amino acids. Lineage: Eukaryota; Metazoa; Arthropoda; Insecta; Diptera; Culicidae. The transcript has 16 exons. Gene Ontology annotation, molecular function: serine-type endopeptidase activity. The record is from RefSeq and is a predicted model, not a curated record.